UUGUUCUUGCCCUAAGCUUCUUCCUUCUGUAAAACAGCCGUUACCCUUUCUCCUUGCCAUCGCCCUCCUCCGUUCUUUUUCUUGUUUUCUCUCGGACAGACGGCUCGUUCUUGUUCACUAUCGGUUCUUCCGUCUUUAUCUUCGCGCCAAAGUCACUCAUCUUCUUCCACCCCUUGGCUACGUGGUUCAACGAAACCACCAUCAAUGUACCUUAAACCCUAGAGUCUUUAUUUAAAAACCUAAGUUUAAACGAUGAAGACAGUAUCAGGAAAAGUGAUAUCAACUGCUCCGAUCUCUCUCUCCAAAGCCGCUUCGAUAAUCUCCAACUUCGCCGCCGCCGAAAACGGUGCAUCCCAAGCCAUCAGCGCUUACGUACGACGCGCCUCGGCCGCAUUCACUGAGCUUGCUCACCUCCACAAGGAGCUCAAGUACUCAUCCAAGUCGUCCGGAAAACGCAGAUGGCCGAAGCCUGAUGUUUCUCAGGAGCAAAACCCGCCAACAAGGAUUGAUGCUGACGGGGAGCCGAAUCAUCUCGCUGAGUUAAGCCAGGAAAGGAGUCAAGGGGAGAAUAUUGAGGGAGGGAAACACCGUAAUAAGAAGAAGAAGGAGAGGGGUGAGUUUGAUGAUUUCGUGAAAAACGAGGAUGAGAGUGCUGGGGUUAAAUUUGAGAUUGAGGGUGAGGAGAAGCUGAUUCCGUUGGGUCGAGGAGAACGGAGCCAUGAAGUUGAGGGCCUUGAAGGGGUGGAUAAGGAGAGAAAGAAGCACAAGAAGAAGAAGAUCAAGAACGAGGAUGACGGGGUUGAGAAUGUUAAGUUCGUGGAAAACGAAUGUCCAAUUGGCAAAACGCGAGAUGGGGUCAAGAUGGAGAUAUUAGCAGAAAGUAGGGAAGAGAAGAAGGAGGGUGAAGAGGCUUACGAGGGAGAGGACCUGCGUUCCGAGGAGCGUCGGAGUAAGAAAAAGAGGAGGAGAAAAAGCGAAGAGAUUGUUAAGAAAUAACGCUUAGCAUGAUUUUCUUAAUAGUGUUUCUAUUGGGGAUUGAAGAAGAUUUGAUUUCAGAGCUUCAAAGCAAUCUGUGGCUUAGAAGCUCAUUUUGGUUACCUUUCUAGGGGGCUGAAAUGGACAUAUUGGUCAUUUAUGGUAUCACCACCAAGACUCAUAGCAACCAUGAUAUUAGAAUGCUGGGUUUUGAUGAAGGAAACUUGGGAAGGGGAGAGGUUUUCCAUAUCCCAAUAUACAUGGAAGUCUCCAUUGGUGGGAGAAGCUGGGAAGGAUGUGUCACUAUAGUCAGUGGCAAAGGAUAGGAUGAAGUGAACUUCAACACUGGACUUGAUGGGUACAUCUGAGAAUAUAACACCCUUAUCUUCAGCUCCUAUGUAUUCUCUGAAGAGCUUGGAGUUCUCUGAUUUUACUUGGAAUGAUAAUAAUGCAAUGAACAAGGCUUGAAGAAGGAGAGAAACAAGGAACUUACGAAA
Carica papaya (papaya) is the source of this 1472-nucleotide messenger RNA. NCBI's taxonomy places the organism in Eukaryota, Viridiplantae, Streptophyta, Magnoliopsida, Brassicales, Caricaceae. The record is from RefSeq and is a predicted model, not a curated record.